ACAUAACUAUUUCUGCAACUGCAUCACCUAAUAAGUUCAGAUUUCCUCAUUUAGUAAACAGGUUUCCGACACAAUGAAUUGGAUCCAUAAGACCCGUCUCGGCCAGUUUCGGACACUCUUGAAGCGCAUCCACCACCCUCUCCUCCACCUCCGCCUCCUUUUCUUGUUCGUCCCUACCUGAAAAAAAAAAAAAAAUCCCAAAAACCUUAAUUUUUUCAAAUCAGAAAAAAAAACAACCUUAUUAUUUGCAAAUUCAUUUGAAAAAACAUAAAGAAAAAGAAAAUCCAAUGUCGUCUGAAUCCAUACUCUCGGUCUUAACGGAGGAUUUACUUGUUCGAAUCAAUGACAAACUCAAUGACGAGUUAGAUCGCAAAACGUGGCGACUCGUUUGCAAAGAAUUCCUUCGAGUCGAAUCACUAGCUCGUAAAACUCUCCGAGUGCUCCGCGUCGAGUACUUAUCAGUUCUUCUUCGUAAGUACAGUAACAUUGAUACCCUGGACCUCUCCGUGUGUCCAUGUAUUGACGACGGGAUGGUGUCUCUGCUGCUGAGUGGUGAGUCAGAGGGAUGGGCGCUGUGGAAGCUGAAAUCUUUGAACCUGGGUAGGGCCACCGGCUUGAAAUUCUCAGCGAUGGAGAUGCUGAUACGGGCUUGCCCGUUUCUGGAACGGCUCGAUGUGUCGUACUGUUGCGGGUUCGGAGACAGGGAGGCGGCGGCAAUAUCGUGUGCUGGAGGUUUGAGGGAGCUGAAGAUGGAUAAGUGCUUGGGAGUCAGUGAUGUUGGGUUGGCGAAGAUAGCUGUGCGGUGUGGAAGAUUGGAGAGGCUAAGCUUGAAGUGGUGCAUGGAGAUAUCUGAUCUGGGUAUUGAUCUUUUGUGUAAGAAGUGCCCCGAAUUAAAGCAUCUUGAUGUGUCUUAUCUCAAGGUGACGAGUGAAUCCCUUCGUUCUAUUGCCUCUUUGCCAAAGCUGGAGGUUUUGGCUAUGGUGGCAUGCCCUUUGGUGGAUGAUUUUGGAUUGCAAUUUCUGGAAAAUGCUUGUCCUUUGCUACAGGAAAUUGAUGUGUCAAGGUGUGAUUGUUUGAGUUCGUCCAGCUUAAUUUCCGUAAUUAGAGGACAUAGCGGACUUAGGCAGAUAAGCGCUGCUUACUGCUUUUCUGAGCUUUCCCCUGCUGUCCUCCACUACUUGAAGGAUUUGAAGAAUAUGAGCACGAUUAUAAUUAAUGGGGCUUGUGUUUCAGACACUGUUUUCAUGACUAUGAGUAGAUAUUGCAGGUCUUUGGCUGAAAUUGGGUUGAGCAAAUGCAUAGGGGUGACCAACAUGGGCAUUAUUCAGCUUGUCUCUGGCUGUAUCAAUUUGAAGAUCCUCAGUUUAAUAUGUUGUCAUUCCAUAACUGAUGCUGCAAUUUCUGCUAUAGCAGACUCUUGUAGGAACCUUGUGUGCCUGAAGUUAGAGUCUUGUAAUAUGAUCACUGAGAAGGGUGUUGAACAGCUUGGAUCACAUUGCUCGCUGCUUGAGGAGCUUGAUGUCACUGAUUGUUCUGGCAUAAAUGACAGAGGGCUUGAAUGCCUCUCUAGAUGUUCAAGACUUGUAUGCUUGAAAUUAGGACUUUGCGCAAACAUAUCAGACAAAGGACUGUUUUAUAUUGCUUCUGAUUGUUCAAAGCUUCAUGAACUGGAUCUAUACCGCAGUACUGGUAUUGGAGAUGAUGGUUUAGCUGCUUUAUCGAGUGGUUGCAAGAAGUUGAAAAAGCUCAACUUGUCAUACUGCAAUAAUAUUACUGAUAGAGGGAUAAAAUUACUUGGCUAUCUGGAGGAGCUAUCUGAUGUGGAAUUGAGAGGACUUGGCAAAAUCACAAGUGUAGGUUUGACAGCCUUUGCAGCCAAGUGUAAGACACUAGCAGAUUUGGACUUGAAGCAUUGUUGGAAUAUUGAUGAUAAGGGAUUCUGGGCACUUGCCUAUUACUCACAGAACCUGCGUCAGAUAAACUUGAGCUACUGCAAUAUAUCGGACAUGGCAUUAUGCAUGAUGAUGGGAAAUCUGACACGAUUGCAAGAUGCAAAACUGGUGCUUCUUAAAAAUGUCACUGUGGCAGGGUUUGAGCUUGCACUUAGGGCUUGCUGUGUCCGUAUCAAAAAGGUUAAGUUAAAUGCCUCUCUCAGGUUCAUGUUAACUGAGGAAAUACUUGGGAUUUUACAUGCCAGGGGUUGCAUAAUCAGAUGGGAUUAGAACCACAUGUACUGGCCUACUGGGAGAUAAUAAACACCCACGGCCUGGGACUUACUUUAAAAAUCCAAUGAAGCUUUCAAUGAGUUCUUCCCUAA
Hevea brasiliensis (rubber tree) is the source of this 2317-nucleotide messenger RNA. RefSeq names its product F-box/LRR-repeat protein 3. Gene Ontology annotation, biological process: SCF-dependent proteasomal ubiquitin-dependent protein catabolic process. Gene Ontology annotation, molecular function: protein binding. Gene Ontology annotation, cellular component: SCF ubiquitin ligase complex. Bases 288 to 2222 code for a protein of 644 amino acids. NCBI's taxonomy places the organism in Eukaryota, Viridiplantae, Streptophyta, Magnoliopsida, Malpighiales, Euphorbiaceae. The transcript has 7 exons. The record is from RefSeq and is a predicted model, not a curated record.